UUCAGUGAUUCAGCCAAACUUCUGUGUAAAAAAUGUGGCGCCAAUGCUCACUUAGAGCUCUUUUAACAAAACAAUUGUUUAACAAGUCUCAUUUCAUGCGCACUUCUCAAUAUCAACAAAAUAAUCAUUGCAUAGCUUCCAAAAUUUUGAAUGAAACGUGCGUUGAAAGAAACCUUUGCCAUACAGCUGACCGGCAUGCAAGGGCCUUGUUAUUUCCGUCUUCUUCACCAACAAAUAUCAAUUUCCAAAGAAGCUAUACUACAGAACUAGUAGAAAACAAAUCAGAAGAAGAAAAAAUGUUUGCUGAAGGCAAUUGGCAAAGGAUUGGUGAUUCAGAAAUAGUUGAAGAGUUUGAUGAAUUCCAAGGAAUUUCAUUACAGCGUGGAACCACUGGAAUAUUUGAUAUAGAGGAGUUUGUUGAAAUUUUGAACCAACAGAAGCUGCAGGAUAUAGUUGUAAUUGCUGUUCCUUCACAGUUAAGUUAUGUGGAUUACAUGGUGAUUACCACAGGGAAGUCUCCUAAACAAAUGACUGCAGUUGCUGAAUUUCUAAGAAAAUUAUCAAAGAGACGUUGUUUGACAACAGAUUUGUUGCCAGUUAUAGAAGGAAAAAACAACAAAGAUUGGAUUGCCUUAGAUCUAGGUAACAUUGCCCUUCACAUAUUUUCCAGUAAGUUCAGAAAGAUCUAUGAUCUUGAAACAUUAUGGGCAUGUGGACCAGAUUUUGAUGACCUGUCAAUUGAGAAUGAUGUGUUAACAAGCCCAACAAACUGUUACACAUUUCCAAGCCAAAAAAGUGUGUAAUUAGAAAUCUUUGUUCUUAAUAAAUAAUUUUGUA
Molecule: messenger RNA, 837 nt
Organism: Daphnia carinata
Lineage: Eukaryota; Metazoa; Arthropoda; Branchiopoda; Diplostraca; Daphniidae
Gene: RsfS312
Exons: 2
Coding region: 33-803 (256 amino acids)
Biological process (GO): negative regulation of translation; negative regulation of ribosome biogenesis
Cellular component (GO): mitochondrion
Molecular function (GO): ribosomal large subunit binding
Source: RefSeq, a predicted model, not a curated record